UUACUAGUACAGAUAACGUUACCCACGUUACAGGACCUUUCUGUCUUCAAUUAACUCAUGACAUGGCCGGGCUUCUCUUGGAACUGGUCCACCAUUGGAGGCUGCUUCCAUUAAUUAUUGCGCUAGGCCUUUGUAAUGGAUUGCCGUUCGGCUAUCAUGUAUCAGUAAUCAGCUCAUCAUCCUUCUUUGUCAAAGACUUCAUCAACCAGACCUGGAUAGGAAGGUAUGGAUCACCUGUCCCCGAGGCAACGCUUACUCUUCUCUGGUCCACAGUUGUUUCAGUGUUUAGCAUUGGAGGACUUUUAGGAUCAUCGGUUGCCGGGUACCUGACAAGAAAGUUUGGAAAGAGGCGAUCUCAUAUAUUCACUCACUUAUUGGGCGUUACGGCCAGUCUAUUUCUUGGGUUAAGCAAGAUCGUGGGAUCCCAUGAGAUGAUUUUGGUUGGACGAUUCCUCUAUGGCAUCACAUUAGGCUUGUCAAUCAACAUAUACAUUCAGUACCUUGGAGAAAUUGCUCCCAGAAAACUUAAAGGAUUCACAAGCACUACAGCUCCGAUCUUCGUAACUUCAGGAAAGCUCUUUGGCCAAAUUGUUGGACUCAGUGAGGUCCUAGGAACAGAGACACUGUGGCCUUUGAUGUUGUCACUAUGUGGUUUUGCAGAACUACUGCUGUUGAUCGUAAUAUUCCUUUACCCAGAGACUCCUCCAUACCUACUGUUAGUGAAGAGAGACCUGGAGCGCUGCACAAAAGCUAUGGACACAAUUUGGGGACAUAGAGACCAUCAGCCAGAGAUAGAUGAGAUAUUGACAGAACAGGAGCACUACAAGAAGACUAAGAACAUGACUGUGCUGGAGCUUGUGAAGGAACCAUCCAUGCGAUGGCAGCUCUAUGUUGUGAUCAUCAUUACCAUCACCGUUCAGCUUUCUGGAAUUUAUGCAAUUUACUUUUAUGCAAGCAGUGUUUUUGUAACUGCUGGCUUUCCUGUGAAGAAGAUCCCUUAUAUAUCUCUGGGAAUAGGAAGCUUCGAGUUGCUGGCUGUUAUUCUAUCUAGUAUGCUGACAGAGCACUGCAGAAGAAAAGUCAUCCUGUUGGGUAGUUACGGGCUCAUGGCUACAAUGCUAGGACUUCUCACAGUCACUAUGUCAAUUCAGGGCUGGUUUGACUGGAUCCCCUAUUGCAGUUCAGUGUUAAUAUUCUUUUUCAUCUUUUUCUAUGGUCUGGGCCCAGGGACACUAACUAUUGCAAUAAUUAUAGAAAUAUGCAGUAACUCCUCACGUGCUGCCAUGUUUGUGCUCAUCAGCAGCUUCAACUGGAUUGGUCUCUAUGUGAUCGGGAUGACAUUUCCCUAUGUGGAGGCUGCCCUUGGUCAUUUCUGCUUCCUCAUAUUUCUUGUCAACAUUCUGGCCUCCGUAACAUUCCUAUUUUUCUACCAGCCAGAGACAAAGGGGAGGACUUUACAGCAAAUCACAGCUGACUUCAACAAAAUGAACUUCAAAGGCAAAAAAUCAGAGGAGUCAGUGGAGUUCUCAAUCAGCCUAUGACCAACCAUAAAUUGUCCACAUCAUUCACAAAGCACAUUGUAUACUACGUAAAUUGCAAAAUGUCUUGGCUUUGCACCGUGCUCCUACUGUAGGUGGCGUGCUGGCAUCAAUCAAGGUGCACAAUUACUGCACUCAGGAGAUGCCUUUGCAAAGUAGUUCCUAUGUGGGCGAGAAACAAAUCUGUAGUGUACAUGUCACAUGAAACGUUUCUCCUCACUUGAAUCACCACUUUCAUUAAAUAUUGCUUGUUUAGUUCCAUUUAGCUCACUUACUGUAUAUGGGAGAAAGGUGAUAUCAUUACAGUCUGUGUUACAUGCAGCAUU
Molecule: messenger RNA, 1864 nt
Organism: Pseudophryne corroboree (corroboree frog)
Lineage: Eukaryota; Metazoa; Chordata; Amphibia; Anura; Myobatrachidae
Product: solute carrier family 2, facilitated glucose transporter member 9-like
Exons: 12
Coding region: 63-1541 (492 amino acids)
Biological process (GO): monosaccharide transmembrane transport
Cellular component (GO): plasma membrane
Molecular function (GO): hexose transmembrane transporter activity
Source: RefSeq, a predicted model, not a curated record